AUGAACCGGAGGUCCGGCUUCGUACAGCAACAAGAUGUCCAUCUUAGCACGUCGACCGUACGAGAAGCACUACGUCUUACGGCCAGGCUCCGCCAACCAGCCUCGGUCCCCAUUUCGGAAAAAUAUGAUUAUGUUGACACAGUCAUUUCGAUGCUUGAAAUGGAUGAUGUGGCAGAUGCGCUGAUCGGUACCCCUGGCGCCGGGUUAAGUCUCGAGAAACGAAAACGAGUGAGUAUCGGCGUCGAACUUGCAGCAAAACCGGAUAUUCUACUAUUCUUAGAUGAGCCUACUUCUGGAUUGGACGGAGAUUCUGCAUUUUCUAUCAUUGCUCUGAUGCGCAAACUCGCAGAUGCUGGACAGACCAUCUUAUGUACAAUUCACCAACCCUCAUUCGAUCUCAUCGAACAGUUCGACAACCUCUUGCUCCUCAUCCCUGGUGGCAAGACAGCGUAUUUUGGACCCAUGGGACCACAAUGCCAAACUCUAGUCGAAUAUUUUGGCCGCUACGCACGACCCUGUAGGGAUACGGAGAAUCCGGCUGACUAUGUUCUCGAUCUUACUGCGAGCGCUCCAGUUGACUGGUCUAAGACGUGGUUAGAGUCACCGGAAUAUCAUGCGGCUCGACAGCGCUUAGACGAGAUCUUAUCGGGGAAUACACACGAUGACAAGGGCGAUGAACAUAACACGGCCUUCGCUGCGUCUCUCCGUGAACAAAUGAGAGUGGUACUCCGUCGAGCUUUCUUGAACUACUGGCGGGAUCCGGACUACGUGCUUGGAAAAAUCCAGAUGAACAUCUGGAUGGGCCUCAUCAACGGUCUAACAUUCCUACAGUUGUCCAACAGCAUGACCGACUCCCGGAAUCACAUGUUCUCCAUUUUUGUUAGCAUCAUCACAGGGCCUAUACUUACCCUACAGAUCGAGCCACGCUUUAUUACCUUCCGCGAUCAGUUCCUUGCACGCGAAAAGGAGUCUUGUGUUUACCACUGGUCCGUCUUCGUCUUAAGCGCAUUUAUAGUAGAAAUACCGUUUAGUCUUAUAGGUGGAUUCGUCUAUUGGGUCUUGUGGUAUUACAUGACCGGGUACUUUUAUUCAUCUGAGCGCGCCGGCUACGCAUUCUUGAUGUACGAGCUCUACCAUGUUUUUACCGCCAGCAUCGCACAACUGAUAGCUUCGAUUUUCCCAACCAUCGGAGCUGCCCAAAUAGCAACCGGAUUCGUCUGGCUUAUGAUCAAUACCUUCAAUGGUCCCCUUUCACCGCCUCCGCUUACUCCCAGGGGAUGGCGGUGGUUCUACAAUGUGUCGCCGCUCUACUACUUCGUUGAAAGUCUCGCUACAAACGCCAUUCAUGGGCUUGAGAUAUCCUGUUCUGAGUCGGAGAUGUCUGUUUUCCAUGCUCCCGAAAAUCAGACAUGUGGCGAAUACGCUGCAUCAUUCUUCAAUUCGUCAUCCGGUCAGGGGUAUCUGGUCGACGAGAAUGCCAUAGGAGACUGUGCAUAUUGCCCAUAUGUAAACGGAGACGAAUAUGUAAGUUCUUCUGUCUGA
Daldinia childiae is the source of this 1542-nucleotide messenger RNA. RefSeq names its product Brefeldin A resistance protein. Gene Ontology annotation, molecular function: ABC-type transporter activity; ATP hydrolysis activity; ATP binding. Gene Ontology annotation, cellular component: membrane. The record is from RefSeq and is a predicted model, not a curated record. Lineage: Eukaryota; Fungi; Ascomycota; Sordariomycetes; Xylariales; Hypoxylaceae. The coding region runs from base 1 to 1542 and encodes 513 amino acids. The transcript has a single exon.